AUGAUUCAAAUGAAUAUAUCAGACGAAUGAUUCAUUCCAAGAUAACUAACCAUAUGCGAACUUUAUUCUUAUUUCUUUAACCAAGAAAAUUAUGGAUAAACUAUUCGGAGAUCAAGUGUUGCAUAUUGUAAACGGAAUUUUUUUCUCGUUAGAUUCGCUUCAGGUUUUUUUUUCUCAUUUAAUUGAACAUAAUGGGACCACCACGAUUUAAUCAACCCAGUUUAUUACUCACUGAAGAGGAAAAUGCUAUGGUAUUUGAUUUUCUGGGCAACCGUUGUCAGACAAUGUGCACAGCUGUGAUGCAACUGUUCACUACACGACCACCAGCUCAUUUGGUGUGGACCAAACGCAUCACUGGAGUUGUUUGCUUCGUUCGAGACAGUGCCAAAAGAUCAUAUUUUAUUCGGGUAUACUGUUUGGCGAGACAAGAACUCUAUUGGGAGGAACAAUUGCAUACGUGGACCGUUGUCGAGAAACCGCGCGAAUUUUUAGUCAGUUUUGCUGGCGAGAAUUGCAUGAUUGGUAUGAGUUUUGCUUCGGAAGAAGAGGCUAAGCUAUUCCAUACUACCAUGGUUGAAACGAUUACGAAUCGUCAACGGCAAUCGAAAAAGCGUGCGUCAGCCAAUGAAAAUGCUCUUUUGAAUGGACAACAAGGAACGCCAAAUGAAACGCCCAAGACGAAAAAAGUCAGAAAAUCUAAAAAAUCGGAUGGAAAACCUAAAUUAACGAAAGCUGAUAUUUCGGCGCCAACAAAUUUUCAGCAUGUGGCUCAUGUUGGAAUGGAUGGUACUCGUCGAUUCGAUUCGGAUACAAAAAAAGUUGAUGAACGUCCCAAAAAUAAUACGUACAUUGGACAAGUGAGAACUCCACCAUUACCACCAAAGCCGAAACCGAGUCCGAUGAAUUCUCCAAGAAGUACUCUGAAUCGAAGUGCACUUCCCCGUGCGCCGGCAGUGCCAUCAAUACAAAAUUUACCUUUACCUCCUCCACCACCGCCGCCGCCACUACCACCACCACCGCCACUACCAUCAGAUGAAUCCAGCGCAUCAAGUGCUAAUCAAAAUUCGAGAUCGCCCGCAUUAAAUGCUCGUGCUCCAGUUGUUGAUCAUCACUCAUUGCUUAUGGAGAAAAUUCGCGGAUUUCGAGAAGGAAAUAAUUCACUUCGUAAAGUGGAAAAAGAAUCCACGGAUUCUAGUUCACCAGUAAAGAAAAAAGUGGCCAUAAACACACGGUGUAAUGAAUUGGCAGAUGCGUUGGUAAAACGAGUUGGUGUGAUGACGAUUAGUGAUUCGGAAGAUGAUGAAUCCUCCACCGAUAGCGAUGAUUGGGCCGAUUAAUCAAUCACACACACACACACAUCAUCCGGAUAAGACACACGCAAAAAAAUGCAUUUCAAUUUUUACCAAUUUCGAAUCGAUUCAGGAAAGUUCAAUAAAAUAUGAUUAGUAUGUAACUGAAU
This is a messenger RNA of Sitodiplosis mosellana (orange wheat blossom midge), 1459 nucleotides long. Its product is annotated as actin nucleation-promoting factor WASL-like. Lineage: Eukaryota; Metazoa; Arthropoda; Insecta; Diptera; Cecidomyiidae. The transcript is spliced from 6 exons. The record is from RefSeq and is a predicted model, not a curated record. The coding region runs from base 192 to 1337 and encodes 381 amino acids.